UCAGUGUAGGCCAUUGCCAAUCUAUAUGAAAUUGCAUUGUGUAGCUGAAUCCUUGUGUUAUGUGCUGUCAGGGCUGGUGCUCAGAAGCUGCUAAGCUGUCAGUUAAUUACCAGCAGGGGCAGACUGACCAUUUGGAAACUCGGGCACUGCCCGAGGGCCCAGGGUCAGUAGGGGGCCCCAUGAGAUGCCCCUGGUACCUUUUUCAUAGGCUUUUUUGAGUCUGGGCAAGGACACAGGGGCCCCAUGAUCCCCUAUUGCCCGGGGGCCCCAUGA
Molecule: messenger RNA, 273 nt
Organism: Staurois parvus
Lineage: Eukaryota; Metazoa; Chordata; Amphibia; Anura; Ranidae
Source: the annotation of a GenBank genome assembly